AUGAACCCGCAUGAAGAAGAGGAGGACGAAGGCCCAUCUGUAGACUCUGCAAUUGCCGAGGAACGGAUAGCAGCCCGAAGAAUACGAAUACAGAGACGAUUGGAAGCUGCGAAAAGGUUGGUUGAGUUAAUCUUAUUUCUGUCUUUUAAAACUUGUAUUUUAUUUGUGUUCUGUACUAUUGUUAAGUUUUUUAAUGUAAUUGUAACGUCUAGAGAAGCUAGUGGGGAAGAUGCCGCAAAAAAGAAGCCCGUGGACUCGGAAAAAGAUGCACUCAAAAGUCGAAAACAAAUGGAAGAUAGCCGGCAGGUGACUGACAAGAAUAGUGUAUUUAUUUGUAAUCGUUAAAAUGACUCAAAAGACAAGGAAAUCCUCAUACUGACGAACAUAAACAUGUCACUGAGGCCUGGUUCAGACGUCGCUCCACUUAUGUACAGAACCUACACGUAACUGAUGAAUUAAGUACAGCAACAGAGUGGCGUCUGAAUCAAUUAGGUACAGCAGUUUUAGUUUAGUGUGAGAAAAGCAUUCAGUUUGACAGAGUCUCUUGAACGUUUGUCAAACUUAGGUGCGACACACGGUGUGCCAUCUGAAUCAGUUGUCACAUCAGUGUCACUCCAUGUCAAACUUUUUCAGUUAGGUUCGGCAUGUAUAAAGUACAGCCUCUGAACCAGGCCUGAGUGAUUUUUUUAAGUACCAGGCAUUUCUGGAGGAAAAGGAGUAAGAGUGAAGUGAACAGCCAAGAGAGAGAAACCUCUCCUCUUUCUCCCCUCUUCCCCCCCCUCCCCCGCUCCCCAUCUAAAAUCUCCUUUCCCCUAAGCCCUAAGGGAGACCUGAUACUCGGGCUACUGAGUAAUUCGUGAGAGUAUGUUAAAGAAUGUGAUGACUUAUUCUUUGGAAAAUGCUUUUUGUUAUAACAUCUAAUGGUGAUUUGAUUUUAGUGUAGUUUUUAUUUCUCUCUCCUACAGCUGAGGAUUUACUCCAUCACAAUGUGAGACCCUCAACAGCAUUGUGACAAAAUUUUUUUAAACCUUUCAAAGCAACAAUUAAUAAAGACUUAUAAGCAGGUGGUUUUAAGUGUAACUGUUGUCAGAGCUGUCACUGAAGGUUGGGGCCAUUUAUUUCCCCAGCAACCUUUCAAAGGAAACAAGAGGAAAACAGAACAAUAAGAACUUUCAUUGCGGCUGUUUGAUUUUUGAUCCUGCCUGACUAUUAAAUAAUUGCAUAUAUCGAGCAACUAGAAAUCUCAGUGACAGCUCUGUAUCACUUCUCCAACUCAGGUGCAGUCAAUAUUAUUUGAUUGUACUUGAUUUGAAGGAGUGAUAUGGAUUUGAGCUGUUUCGUACCAAUGAAGCAAUAGCAAAAAAGAAAAUAAAGCUUAAAAAUGUGUGAAUUACUACAGCAAAAUGGGUGAUUCCAAGAACUAUCCUUACCAUACCAGGGAUGGCUUUUUGUAAUUCCAAGGGCAGUGUCGGGGGGUGGGGGAGGGGGGUUGAACUGGAAAUUCGAAGGUGUGGUGAGAUACUUAGGAUUGGAAUUCGAAGGCAUGAGGGAUUAGAUCUGGAAUUUCCACAGGGGACAGACAAGAGUGUAUUCCUUGAAAACACUUAUCUUAUGGCUUUAAUCAGUCUGCAAAUAAAGCCCAAACUGAUGGCACUGGUGGGUGUUGGCACUUGUGUUUCUUAUAUCUGCGUUAACAUGGGUGAAAUGCAAAUUCAAGCAAAAGUGCUAAAACUUCUUACAGUAUCAGUGAGUAUUCAAAGAAGUUGGGUUAUACAGGUACAUAUUAGUUACAUAAUGGCUUUAUGACUUCCUGGUUGUAGCGUUUGGUCAAGCUUAAAUCUGAUGGCACAGAAUUGGUGACCAAUGUACAUGUUGCAGCUGAUGCAAGGGAAUCCAUGAGGAGAUUAGAAGAGGAAGAACAACGGAGACAAAGGUUACUCAAUUGUUUCACAAAAAAUUAUUUAGAAUUGACCCCUGUGGUAUAACUGUUUUUACUACUUAACUUGCAACCCUAUUAGACUUUAUAUAUUUGUUUAGGUCAGGAGUUUGAUGAUAGAAGUAAUAUUGUAAUGAUUUUUUUGUUGUAUUAUUUUUUUCCUUAUUUUUAAGGAAUGAGAAACUAGAAGCAGAGGCAAAAUCUGCUACAGAAAAAUUUGAGGAGGUUAGUUCUUGUUUUGUUUCAAGUAUAUUGCACUUAUUUAUUUUGUUUUAGUCUUUUUAGUCUUGUUACAUUUCAUUUUUUUGUUUUUCUAAAGUAGUUUCCUGAGGAUUUCUAAACACAAGGUGGCACUUGCCACUUUCACCUCUUUGGUCUCUUCUAAAUUUUUCCACCCUUGGCAUUAUGAACACAUUAUGAAGGUGCACUUAUACAUGUAGCUCAUUAUUAGUCUUUACGUGCUGAAUAAUUAUCACUUAAAAAUGAAUAUCUAUUGAUUUAACACUGAUUUGUUAGAAUUUUUAUGUAUUAGUUGUAAGCUUCCAAAAAUGUGGUGAUUGUAUGCUGUGUAUUGCCCUGCUGACUGUUUUACGUCAUCUCCUGUCACCAGGUUACCAAAAAAUGGGAAUAUGCUCUUUCUAAAGAAAUACCACAGGACUUAAAUGGAGUGAGUAUCAAUCACAAUGAAUUUAGCAACAGCAGAAUUGCAGUAUCUUGAUUUGAUCAUUGAAAGGGCUAAGAGUGUAGAAUGGUGUUUUUUGAUUGGUGCACUUAUUCAUAUUGUUGUGUACCUUGUAGAUGUUGAUGGAACAAAAAAGUGCAUGUGAUAGCAUGAUAGAUGAAAAGAACAAGCUCAUCCAUGAUUUUCAGCAGGUUUGUGAGCUUGUUUCUAAUGUAUUAGUUAUUCAUUUAAAUGAUAAUAUUGUUGAUAAAGUUGGUUACAGCCUGUAGACUAUAAAAAACGUUAUUGAGACUUGAUUCAUGAAGAAAUGUCACUGAUCAAAAAUGGAGCCUUGAAAAAAAUACUACACAGUUCCACUUCUUCUUUGUUAGAUACUCUGUUUAGGGAAGCAAGGGCAAAAAUGCAUCCCUUCCAACAUUCCAACAGCAUAUCACUAUCUAAUAAAGUGGCGGAUUCAGGGAGGGGCCCAGCCCCCCCCUCCCCCCCUCCCCAUUUUAGACCAAACUGAGGCCCAAAGGGCCAAAAAUUUUUUUUGGGAGAUCAGCCCCCACACCCUCAUCUAAGGGUCUGGAUGACCGCCCCCCUCCUUAUCUCAAGGUCUGGAUCUGGCACUGUAAUAAUACGAGCUAAGUUUGUGCCCCACUCCCAACCCAAGACUUAAAUAUAUAUGUUGUAGUUAAUUUUUUAUCUCAGGUAAUUUUUAUUUUUCUUUUGUUUGAACUUCAUUAGCAUACAUUACCAUACUCAAAAACAAAAGAAAAACAAAAAUUACCUGAGAUAAAAAAAUAACUACAACAUAUAUCCUCAAUGUAAAAAAUUCUCUUAUAUUGUUAUUCAUUUUUUCUAGGAACUCAAGUCCAAAGAUGACCAGUAUGUUAAAGACUUAAAGAAGGCUGUAAGUUUUAUUCUUUAAAACACCCAGAAAAAAAAUUGUGGUUUCCUUGUUUGUUUCUCUAAGAGCACUGUAAGUACAUAUAAUUUAUCUUACUGGGAAUAAAUGUAUGGUGAAUCGCCCAUGAUGUAAAGAUUUGGAAUAAGUUUAAGAAAUGAUCCUUGAUCCUUGCAGUGAUAUACACAAGCGAAGAAAUUUCUUUUCGAUAUAUACAAUGUGGGCCUGGAAAAAAUGCUGAACCACAGAAAAGCUGAUUGGCAAGGCAAAGACUGUUCAAGCCGCAAGAAGUGUUUUCAGUGAUUUUUCUUUCUCCCAAACUAUUAUCACAACGGGGGUCAUUUCUUUAUUCAUGGUUCGUACAAUCUUGAAAGUGUCUUGAAUUGUGGUAGUUGUCUUGAAAAGUCCUUGAAUUCGGUUAAGGUCCUUGAAAAGUACUUGAUUUCUUUAUUAGGUCUUGAAAAGUCCUUGAAAUUCACUACCUUGUCUAUGCCAGACAUCCGUUUUCUGUAAAAUUAGAUUAUUUCACUGAGGAAAAUCUGGCUCAUCCUUGGUGUAAGAGCCUACAUGUAUAGAACCUACAUGUAUAAAACAUAUUUGUGCUUGAACAAUAUUUUAUUUCUGUUUCUUUACUGUUGUUGCUGUUGUUGUUGCCUUGUUUAUUCUCUGUUUCAAAUGCUAUUUCUGUACCUCAGAUGUAAUUGCAAGUCAUACCUGGUCAUUUUGCAAAGUGUUCUUGCAGAAAGUAGUACUAAAUAAUGUGAUCAACCACUGUGGCUGAAGAAGUUAAAAUCAUAAAUGACUCCAUGAUGUUUUUUAGCCAAUAAGGUGUUCAAAAGGGGGAUAAAGAAUGCCAAUUUUUUGAAUAAAUCUUUGUCCUUGAAAACUGUAAUUUGUCCUUGAAAAAUCCUUGAAAAGUCCUUGAAAUUAGUAUGUCUGAAGUUGUACGAACCAUGUUAUUUGAUUUCAUAUCCAAGGCUAUCAUGUACCUGACUUUCUAUUGCAUUACCAUGUACAGCACCUUCCUUCAAAGCAUUACAAACAUCUGCACCUAGUGUUCAGCACUUUGCAGAAUGAUACAUGUAUCUCCAUUAGCUUUCAGCUUGCCACUUUGAAACUUAGCACAUCUAUUGAUAAAAGUGCCCUUGCUAGCGCUGUAUUGAUUGAUUUUGGGUAAUUUAACUUGUCCAUGUCAAAAAAAUUUUCUUUUAUAGGCUCAACUGCAAUUUCUUGAUCAAUGUAUAGAUCACUGUAGGGGUGGCUACUUUUUCAUUUAAUUAUUGCAGUGUUCAUUUAUUAAUUUUGUGCUUGUUAAUCAGGCUGAAGAUGUCGACCUCAUGGUAGAGAGGAUGGAGGAACAGAUGAAACAGCUAACAAAAGCUUAUAGGGAAGAACUAACACAGACCGAGGUUUGUUUUUAACAGAUUUGACUGUCAAGAUACCAUCAGUGAGAAAAAUUUAAACCUAGGAAUAAGAAAAAAAAGGUAUAAAAAACAGUAGGCUUCAAAUGAAAAAGAAAAUACUGAGCAUGUUAUACUCUUAAAAAGGGUUAAUAAAAGAAUAAUUUUUCUUAGGCUACUGCAUACCUACAUUAUAAUUAGCUGUAGUCUCAUUGUAACUGACUGCUGUCAUGAACAGAAUUGUUAUGGCUUGGGAGAAACAAAGUUAAAAAUGUUGUUGGAAAUGGUUUUAUUCAAAGAAGGCAUUUUAAAUUGCAGAAAGCAUUUGUUACUGAGAGGGCUGAAUUGAUUGAUAACAACAGAAAGAAAUGGGAUACUUCCAUGCUGCAGAGAUGCGACAAAGAGGUAAUGGUUGAGAGUUCUUAUACAUUUCCUACAUGUAUCAUUUUCGUGCUGGUUGGCAAUCACUCCAACCUGGCCAUGAGCCUUCAUACAGUCAUCUGGGCUGCACCUGUCACACUGUAUUAAUGGUAAAAAAUGAUAGGGGCUGGAUUGCAAGGAAGAGGUUUACCCAAGAAUGCAGACGUAUUUCCAGUCUUCAUUUUUUUUUCCCUCAGCAACACUUUAUUACAUAUAUACUUCAUUUUUCUUCACCCAAAAAGUAACAUCUGUGACCCCUGAGCUGCAAAACAAUUUCUGUGUACUAUUGAUUCACCACUUUUUUAGCAGUUAAAAUUGCGAGUUUGAGUGUAUCAAUAAUUUUAUUGUCAUAUUAUUUUCCUUUCACUGUAGCGAUUAUUUUAUGUCACGUCAUACUACAUUAAUUUUAUUUCAAGAGGUGAAGCCAAAGGCACAAAUCUUAUCCAUAGCUUUAGAACCAUUGCUUUUAAACAAAGAAAGCAGUUUUCACCAUCACAGGAAAUCUUGUUAUAGUCAUGAAAUUCACGUUCCACAGGCCAGGUAUUCUUUUGAAAAAUUUCAUCAAAAUCCAAGACACACCAGUGUAAGAAGUUUGCAACCAGCUGCUGACCUGUUUGUUGCUUUGUAUAAUAUUGUAGGUAGAAUAUAUGGAGUCACGCCGUAAAAGAGUUGAAGAUCAUGAAAAUCAGUUGCAGACUUUAAGGGUUCAAGAUGCUGAGGAGUACAACAUGGUGAAGAUCAAAUUGGAGACGGACGUACAGGUAGGUUUCCUGUGUUCCAUCAAAUUGAAUGGUUACUUUUUUGCACAAAAUAGAAGUGCUGGGUAACCUGUAUCCCAUAGUUUUAAUUUUGGGGAGGUUUUGAUACAGUUUCAUUAAAGCUCAACCUUACUGUCCAUUCAGUACUGUCCUUUCCAUUUAAGUAUUAUCUGGGUACUCCUUUCAAGAUCCAUAUUAUAGAAAGAUGUUUCUGCAGUCAGUGACAUAGGCAGCUUGAAAGAAACAAAUCUGGGUAAGGGAGGAAGGGGGCCAGGAUUUGAACCUAUGACCCUCUGGUUACUAGUCCAGAUACUCUACCACUAAGCUACAGGAGACUCUGAAAGCUAAGGCCAAUAAGCUACAAUCGCCAACAAAAUGAGUUGAGACACUUUAUUCUAAAGGGGCUUUUUAAAUGUUUUCCUGAUUUCAAAAGGGAAAAAUAUAGCUUUUCCUCCCCCAUUCCCUCCAUGCAAUGUUGUGCCUUUAGAAAACAACAAACACCUGCAACUUUGAAUGGAGGGGACAGGGGAGGGGUGUGGAUUCCUUUGUUCUCUUGAGUUACCCUAUUUGAGUACAAUGUCUAAACAAUUUUGUCUGCGAUUGUAGGUUUAUGUGACAAACAUCCUGCAUACUGCUAGGAAUGGAAUAGCUGUAUGUGCUUUAUAUGCACAAUGAUAGCAAUAUUAUGGUGAAUUUAAAGCCUGGGUUAGUUAGUGACACCUUAGUCAGGUAGUUCAACAAAAAAACAGUUUUGUUGAAUAAAGUUAGGCUACUCAUGUGAGGGUGAGUUUUAUUUUCCUUUAUGGUGUUUAGAUUUUGGAGCAGCAGCUUCAGCAGAUGAAAGCCACAUACCAGCUGAACCAAGAAAAACUUGAAUACAACUUUCAGGUCAGUCAAAUUAUAUAAAACCUGCUUCUCAUUAUAAGCUGUUCUGAUGUUAAUGAAAAUCCUGUUUAUUGGCUCAAAGACUGUGAUCCAAUUUACUUUGGUUAAAUAAUGUUAGUUGUCAUUCUGCCUUCCAAUUCUGAUCUGCAAGUGCAAAGUCUACUGACACAUGUACUGCUUUCAAAAAGUGGUAUUUGCUAGUCCACCAAAGGAGUUCCUUCUCUGGCAUUAUAUGUCACUCACAUCUUGCAUUCUUUUCCAACUACUAACUGACUUACCGGUAGUUGAUACCUGACUUAGCUUGCUGCUAGCCUACAAUCAUGUCACAUUUUAAAAUAGCAGAGCUCAAUAACAAAAAAUGAAUUAAGGCUUGUCCAGGACCAAUUUGCUUGCUUGUUUUAGUGAACCCUUUAAGUCCAAACCACAAACAUCAACUUCCUCCUAACAAUAUCGAUACAUUGUCAAGAGAAAAGGUUAUGAGAAUUAACAAAUGAUCACCAAAAAGAAAAUGCUUCAAAUGAUCUUUUAUUAAAUUCUCUCAACUGAUUCUUAAAGGAAAUGUAUGGAGAUUAGUUUGGAGAAUUUGUACGUUGAUAUUGGGACUUAAAGGGUUAAUGAUUUAGUUGGAGCCUUGCCCAUCUUGGGCAAGUGAGCUCUAAAAGGUAACAAUGCCCGGUAAGAAAAUCUUCAAGUCUUAGACUGUCUAUCACAACUCUCCUAUGUAGUCAUUUUUUGGGUUGUCAUGCAACAACACCACAAACGGCUGCUAAGGCGACCACAGACUACCGUACUGGAAAGUCUGCUAGUUUUUUGGGAAGCAAACUCUCGAGAAUGUUAAUCUUCUUACAGUAUAAUCAAAAUUUGAGGAAAUCUUCGUCUUAAGUGGCUGUACCAGGCCUGAAUUCAGCUGUGAAUUGGAGACACACACUGUUAACAUCUUUGAAAUUUACAGAGCUUGUUCCAGGCGUUCAGAUAAUAGAGCGCGCGAAAAAAAUUCACGAAGAAAAAAAUUGAAGGGAGAUUAGGAAAAGAGGAGGGUGCUCGAGUGUUAACAGAAAGUGUCAUAAUCGAACAAUAAGAGGGUAUACUGGAAUCCAGUAUAUCGGAACGAUCCUUGUUAAGAAUGUUUACAGGCGUUCCCUCACUCUCGCCCCAUUCUCCCCUCGCUUUUUCUCACCGUUUACGAUUUAAAUCGGUCCCCAUCAUCUGACCGCCGCGCUCUACUAUCUGAACGCCUGUAGCAAGCUACAAUUUGCCAUGCACAAAGGCUCACUCACAGUCAUUUUUAAAAAAUUUAUUUGACUUGUUUUAGGUCCUGAAGAAACGAGAUGAAGAAAACACGAUCACAAAGUCACAGCAGAAGCGGAAGAUCACUAGGUCUGCAUUCUUUAAUAAUAUUAGAAUAUUACACUCUGUCCCGACCCUCUGUGCACUCUGUAUCUGAUAGUUAAAGUCAUUCGACGAUCUUCCAUCAAAUCAUCAAUUGUUGUAAUAAAUUUUGUGGUUUUUCUUACAGGCUCCAGGAUGUGCUUAAUAACUUAAAACAGAAAUUAGCCAAGCAAGAAAAGCAAUAUAGGUAAAACCGUUAAACAACUUGUCAGUGGUUUUUGGGAAAGUAUAAUUUAAACUUUGGUUUAAGGAGGCUAAGGGUCUGUCCAUUGGCUUUUUGAUAGGGAAGACAACCAAGCUCUGACAGAUGAUUACAAGAGAAUUACGGAGCAGUUUAGAGAACUUCAGAAAAAGUCGAGGUGAGAAAAAUAUUCUUCGCUAACGUUUAUCAUUCUGGGUUUCUAUGAGCAAUACUUUUUCCGUAUUUUUGGAAUAAAGGACAGUAUUACCUUAUUUGCCCUCCCUUUUCAGACAUUUCCAAACGACAGAUCAAAAGAAGUUCCACGACAUCUGGGCGAUGAAUGAGGAGCAAGUUAGGGAACUGGUACACAGUGUUUUAGAGGAGGAUAGAAUUAUACAUGAGCAACAGCUGGGGUUGCCGUGGGAAGCCCCGGAUCUGUAAGUACUAUCCAAUGGCCUGUGUCUCAUUUUCACUACAUUCCAUCGAUGUCAUCGAUUGCAGCAAAAUCACCUAUUUAAGUUCCGUGACUUGUAAGUUAAGGCCAGCUUUUUAUCUGUUUGGGUGUCUUAGGGGAAAUUUGGUCGUCUUGGAAGGUGUAGGUGGCUUUUACUUCUCAUUCGAAACUGUUAGCUACCCUGAUGGGUCCAAUCGAAGUCCGAGGACAUGGAGUCGCCGUGCUUUUAUAAAAUUCUAAGGGAAGUUUUGUCUCCAUACCGAAAGCAAAUGCAAAGAAAAAUCGCAAUAUUUUGCUAAUAAAAUGUGGAAAACUCAACUUCUGCAAAAUCGUAGGAAUGUUGGUAGAUGAGCUCCGAACAGUUUAAACGAAUGUAGACUCCCACGCAGGCAUUUUUAGGGGAGUCGUAUUGCUUCAGUCCCCUCCCCACAGGGGAGGGAACUGAAAACUCAAUUAGUUCGCGUAGUUUUGCCUGGAAAUUUCAGGAAAUAUUGGCUGUCAUUGGAGGUGAUGUUUUUCUUUCUACUCUUUUUAGUCAAAUAAUUUGGUUAAACUUCACAGUGGCUCCUUCUGCAAGAAAGUCAAACUUAAUCUUUGAAUGUUUGUGCAAGAUUUUCAACCAAAUGGCUUGAGCAAGUGCUAAGCAAUAUAACGCGGCCAAUUUUACCAGGAUCAACCCACUGGUACUGUCAACUUUUGAGUUGCUUCCACCUCGCUACGACUGCUUAGUGUCCGCUUUGAUAAUGCUGCUUUUCUCAGUGACGUAGUGCUUCUUUUACAGAGAUUUUAUGAACAGGCCAGUGGAGUCAACUGCUGGACCCAAAAGGAAACAAAUGUCAGCUACUCAGAUGGCGCAUGAGAUCAUGUCUGGAGGUUAGAUCAUGAUCUUUAGUUUAAUGUUUUGCUAGUGAUACCAGCUCUUCUUGACCUUUUGUGCAGCAUUCCAACAGUAUUUGCUUUUAUACUUCCAUGUGUCUUUUAUCGCGCUAUUUUACCUUUCGCCACUUAAAUUUUGACUUUUGAUAGCAUUGACGAAACUAGCCGUUGAAGAAGCGAAUGAAAGGCUGCAUGGUUUGUUCGAUUUGGUAGUAGAAUUCUCGGAUUUUGAAAUCCUAGAUUUCCAGGAAUUUUACAUUUCAUCACCGACUCUGUAGGACCAUUUUCGGUUUUUGCUUCUUUUUAGGUAACGAAACUUUUAAUACACGUUGAUUUUCAUUGCCACCCCCAAGAUCGCGUAGGUGACCCUUUACUUCUUCUUUUAAAAUUGUUUUUUCAACAUUUACUUGCAGUCGGAAACUCAGGCCACGUUAGUAUUGAUAUUACAGGUCUAUUUUACUCUCACAUUAAACUCUCAAAAAUUCCGGCACGUUUAAUUUCGUACGUUUUAUUUGGGAUGGACAAUAUUUGGACUAAAAUAGACAAAAUAGUAAAUACCUUUCUCAGAUACUUGAGAUAGGUUUUGUAAGCGUGCAGUCGAAUAUGGCUAUACUGCUAAGUUCACUCCUAUAACUGAUUUGAUGCGAGAAAUAGAUUUGGAAUUUUGGAACAAGGUGACCACUGACAAUCACUGUUUAAAUGAUCUUCUCCCCAUGAAGCGUUCGCGGAAACUAAGAGACAGGGGUCAUGAUUAGUAUACGUUUUGCCGCUUGGUAGGACUGAUAGGUUCAAGCAAUCAGUUUUAUCAAUAGAUGUCAACAACAUCAUCAUCAUCAUCAUCGUUGUACACAGCCGUCUUUGUGUUAACUAGAGUGAGGUAUGAUGUAAAAUGGUUUGACACUCUAAUUUUACUUUUCCACUUGACUUGUUUGUGCUAUAGCUGGGACAGAUGAAGGAGAGGAUGAUGUAGAACAAGGCUCAGGCGUUAGAGAAUUUCAACAAGAUGGGCAGAUCGGUCAGGGAAAAAAGUUGUCAUCCAAAACGAUCAAGGCUAUACUGGAGCUGAUCUGCGAUGAGGCAGUGAGUAUAUACGCACAGAAUCCACAAGUGGGGUGAGAGACAUGGCCCCGCCCUCGCUGGGAACGUUUUAGGAGCAACGUUUUCUGAAACCGUUGUCAUUCCCUCAUUCCUCCCUGAAACGGACACCUGGAGUUGGUCCCUGCCGUUUUUCAGUCAUUUUAUUUGACUUGCAACAAGGCAGACAAAAACCUAAAACGGUCACCUAGAAAUGGUCCCUCGCGUUUUUCGGUCAUUUCCUUCGAUUCUCUGUAAGGCAAACACAACCCUUAAACGGACACAUGGACUCGGCCCCUGCCUUUUUUCAGCCAUUUCUUUGAUUUUCUAUUAUGCGUGUCCGUCUUAAAAUGAAGUGACGUAGUUACGCGCCGUUCAAUCGGGUAUGUUCUUUUGAGCUGUUCAGUCAUGAAAUAGGGUAUUUACGAUCGUGUGAGGGGGUUUCUUUGAAUUGUUUUAGCAUGUCCUAACCCCAUGUUAAAAACAAGACUUCUCGUUAAUCAAACCCAUGUAAAAGAUCCAAGACAGUCUUGGAUUCUGAGUUGCACGCCCUGGAAUCAAACAUUUUCUGGAUUCCGCAAUGCGGAUUGCCUUACACAGGGUGACGUUUAAAGACGCUAGUUUUCCGUGCACGGAUAAUUAUCAGGAGCAUGUUCCUGAAAAAUCUUCUUCGGAAGUACCUUCGCACGCCACCCCUCCCCUACCCCCGAAAAGUACCGCUUAGCAGCUUUCGGAUGCAAAAUUUUAAAGGUCAUUCCACCGAAAAAUAGGAAGGGACUGCGCAGUAAAACGCGAAGAACAUAAGUAUGCGGGCUUAAAAUACUGUUUAAUACUGUCAUUCUUUUUUCAGGGAUUUCUUGUGGAGUCCAAACUAACCAAACUUCUUGCACCUCUUGAAAGAGAUGAGCAGUCGCUAAUGAAGCUUGACGCCAUCUUUGCGGUAAGAAAGUUGUUGCGGUGUCUGGAAUUUUAGAUUCUUCUGCCAGACCCACGACCCACUCACACACCCCCUAUAGGCAAUUUCUCAUUCAUUGUGGUGUUAUGCGCUCAACAUGUUGUGUCAAAGUUGAAUGCCAUGGUAGUACACUGUGUCGUAGCCUUCAUUUUUUAAUACUGUUUUGCAUGUUUUUAUAUAUAUAUAUUGUUCUUUUAUAUAUUGUUAUUGCGAGUGGCGAAGCCGUGAGAAGCGGAAAGGACGGUUUUCAUUUUUUUUUGCAGACUCCUCUUGUUUUAUUUCUCGCGGGUUCACUCAUUUGCACGCUCGCCAAAUAAAACUGCCAGCCACGCAAGCUAAAUUUUACCAGGAGCCCCUAACCAUACAUUUGGGCUCCUGACUUGACUCAAUAUUGUCAAUAACUGAUCAGUUGGGGAAAAAUUUUGGGUUGGGAGAUGGAUGGGUAUGUAGUUUUCCAGAAUCUUAUAGUGAUCCUUCCUGUCUUAUGAAGGCCAUGGGUGUAGACACAGAGGACGACAUCUACCUACUGUCCAGCUACUUCCUAAACAGAGUUCCUGGGCUUGUAAAUGGAGAGCAGGCGGAGGAAGGAGCCGAGAAAGAUGUGAAGAAGGAAGACGUGGAAGGAGGGAAAGGAAGUUUGGAGGAAAAAGCCGUCGGGAUGGAUGAGGCAGAGAAGAAAGAUGACGAUGGUUCUGUGGUCUACAGCGUAGAUGACAAAGCCAGUGAUUCAUCAUCAGUCAAAGCUCAUUUGUCAGGUAACGUGUCCACGGAUUUCCUUUAACAUUGGGGACCUUUUAAGGUAACAACGACGGCGACGGCCACGAAAACUUCACUUAAAAAGUAAAUUCGCCCUGCUUCAAAAUUCUUGGCUCUUAUUCCAUCUAAGCCUCCCACGCAGACGUUCUUAGGGGUUCGUCACGCGUUCCUGCCCCACGAACGUCUGCUGACUUGAGCGGAAAAAAACGUAGACCAAUCACAGCAGACUUCCAGAUCUGGGAAGUGCACUUGGACCUUGAGAAAUUUCGCGCUUGACUAUAUAGCACCAGAAAAGAUCAGAAAGGUCGCAUGAAAGGUGAAGACCUUACAGUUUUAGUACCAACUACUCAGUUAACUCUCAAGCGUUCGUUCUAGUGGCUACCCUCAGAAUCUCGUUGAAAAAAAUUACGUCGGAGGUUAAAUUUGCUGAACGGAAGUCGGCUUUCCUACAAAACUAUAAUGUGUGAAAAAAAAUUCUGCCUUUUGUUCAUUCUUACAAGGUAACCCCACCGUUCCAUCACCCAAAGAACAACUUUAUGACUAAAUGACAUCUAAUCCAGCCUUUACACAGAGAAAUAUACAAAAAACCAACGCUUAUCUCCUAUAUUCUCGCCAGGAGCAAAAAUCUUUGGUCACCUAUCACACUCUACAGAGCUUGUACGUAUGUGUUUGGCUUGUCAACACUUUGACUUCAACAGCGCCGAUUUGAUCUCCGAUAAUCUGCAUGCGGGCAGGAAGGCGUGACGAACCCCUAAGAACGUCUGUGUGGGAGGCUAAUUCCAUCUCGCUCAGUUCAUCAAAUGUUGGCAAAUUUUUCUAGAGUUGAAUUCAGAAAGACUGUCUGAAAGUUCAGGAAAAGAAAUAGAAAGUCGUUGGCUUGUGUUCACGUCCUCCAGAAAACGUGAAAUUAUGCAUUUUCACGUUGUUGUCUUGUAGUGAUGGCAAAGAAAUGUGCUAAAAAGCGUGAUGCAAGUGCAAGGAUGCUGUUUUGCUGAUCUCAGUAAACCAAUUGCUUUUUCGACGUUCUGGCUGCUGUCACCCGUCGUCGUUGCUUUAGCUCCCUAUUAGGGGCCUUACGAAACUACGACGGCGAGGGCAACGUCAACACCAAAAAGCAGUAGGUUUAAUUAGCAAAACAACAGCUCUGCACGUGCUUCACGCUUUUUUGUACAUUUCUUUGCCGUUCCUGCACGAUUACGACGUGAAAUCAUCAAAUUUUUAAAAGGUUUUUUGAGGACGGGAAAGGCAAGGCGAUAAAUUCUACCAUCUCUGUCUGAACUCGGGCGCGGUCCCCUCUCCUCAUUUCCAACCUAAAUUCUCUUCUUUUAAUUAACUGGGCGACUUGGGAUAAUCGCGAAAUGGUUUGAAAGGAUGCGGAGUCUACAUUUCAACGAAGUUUUCAUGGACGUCGCCGUUGUCGGAUCGUAAGGUCCCUAUUAAGCAACAGUGCCGGGAAUCUGCCUCGUACCCAGACGUCUAUCUCUCCCUCUCGAUGAAAAUUUGGGCGCAAGGGAAGGUGGGAAGGAGUCGCCUCUCUUCCUUCUCCUUCCCAUGGUCCCUUGCCGAUUCAGUUCGUCACCAGUCACUUGCGUUUCCCACUCGCCUCCGAGCGAAAUUCGAAGCGCCUGAGGAGGAGACAGAAUUAGAAUUAGGAAAUUAAGUAGCGCAGAAAGAACUUGAAUUCCCAGCAUUUGGAAAUGUUAGCAAUGAGGUUAUAGAUAAAAGCCUUCAUUACUAUAAAAAGAGUCAUUGAAGUCACUGACCUGCAUUUGCUUGAUGAAUCAAAUUCUGAAUUAGGAAAAUUAUUUUAAUUCAGCUUUUGAUUUGCCAAGAAAAUUUAGCAUUUAUCACAAUGUUUUGGAAAGCUACGAGGAAGCAAUCAGUUGUGAAGUUGACGAUUAUAACACUGAGCUACAUUAGCUUGGUGAAUGAGAUUCUGAAGGAAAUUAUUUCGUUUCAGAAUCUGCUUCAACAAGCAAAUUAAGCAUUUAUUACAAUAUUUUGAAAAGCUACGAGGAAGCAAUCAGUUGUGAAGUUGACGACUAUAACUAGCCUGUUCACAAACUUGGCUUGUUUUGUUGCUGUUUUGGUUUUGCGUUUUCUGCCUUUUCAGCAAAAGACGAAAAUAUAAAGAUUAUUUUGCGCACAGGCUAGAUUGAAUGCAUUUCCUACGAACACACCCUGCCUUGUCUGAUUCCUUAUUUUCCGUCGACUCGAACUCCGUCACUUCACCACUUAGCACCGUUUAAAAAAUGUUCAGGAUUCGGGACAACGGACAAUGCUGUAAAACUGGCUCCUUUCAUUUUGUAAAAAGAAGUUCCAUAUGGUGAGAUAUACAUCACCAACCUGCAUCGGGCGUUUUUGGUUGCACGCGAGUACUAUCAUCCACUCAAGUUAUGGUCAGAGUUGAAGAGGACGCUUUUUUCAGCCCUGUUCUCUCCUGGCGUGCAUAGCUAGCGGGAUUGUUAUGCGUGGGGUAGUUUAAUCACAGUCCCCCAUUUUCCCGUAAGAUCGUCGAGAUCGAGCGCGUUACGGGCGGCCAUCUUGGAUGAGUGUCAAAUUUACUUAAUGAGGACGGUUAAACCCCGAUGCUCGCCCCCUCGGUACAUGAGAAACAUGGCUUCCGAUACAGCGUGUCCCAAAGUUUGUUCCUCUACUUUAUAAGUCUGUAUUUCAGUACGAUUGAACUUGUUAAGCAAUUCAUUGAAACAAAAGUUGCGUCUUUCAAUCUAAUUCACUAUUUUCAUACUUGUUGUAUCACCUUUUGACUCGAAUAUUCGAUUUUGUGUACUCCCACCCCAAAGGUGCCUGUGCGGGAGUAUAUUUUCCAGCCUCGUAUUUUUUGUAUUUUAUAGCCCGAAUUGCUCGAACUCCUUCCUUGUAUUUUGUGAAUAUCACGAAAGAUAAACCCCCUUAACGCAAAGAAAGUUCAGCUGGGUGAGAGCAUAAGCAUGUAUACUUCGAUUUACUGGCUUAUCCGUUGUAGAAAGUGCUAAAAACCUGGAAAAAUCCGAAUGUAGGGUGGUAAAAUGAUCGUGGAGAAAUAAAGGUUUUGAAGGCAAGAAACGAAGGGGAAGACCAAAAGUCCUGAAGAAAGCAGCUAAAAUAGUUUUAAAGAAGGCUAGAUACAAAGUAGGAGACUCAACGAGGAAGCUCUCACAUAGGUAGAGAGCCAAGUCCAGAAAGGGUCAUGAAAAGCUGUUUAAAAUGUUUGAAAUUAGAGGCCCCUGACAAAAAAAAAACCCAUGGCAAAAAAAACCCCUCUGCUUAGUCUGCCAAGUAACGCCCAGCUGGUCUCAAAUUUGUGAAGAAGUACAAAAGCCUUGCUGUGGAAGGAGGUCGAGAUGAUUAUCUUCUUCGGAUAAAUGCCCAAUGUAUAUUUUUUUUAGGUGCGUGAAAUAAACAAAUAUUGUUUGGGGCUAGACUGGCUCCUGCGCACCAGGUGAUAAAAACGCUCAAAUGGAUCAUCUGUGGCUCUACAUACUGUAUCCCACUUCAUGCCGCAAUGGGUAGAGAAUGGGAUCAAAAAUCAAAAAGCAAGAGAAAAUAAACGUCUUCUAGAAAUUUCAUGUAAAAAUAAAGUUUUGAUCAAAAGUUAUAGAGCAUGAAAUUAGAGGAACGUACUGUUGGGACACCCUGUACAGGUAAGCUCUUGAUCCUGUCGAUUUUACGAAAAAUAGGGGACUGUGAACAGUUUAUGCUCGGGGGUAGUUUCUUACGAGUUAACUUGUUCCCAAUCUCCUCGCCGCUCCGCCGCCAAAACAGUACAACACUCACAAGUUAAUCUGCACUCACCCUCUAAACCGCCAACUUCUCAGGCUAUACACCCAUCGACUGAUGGCAUUUGCUACUUUCUCAAAUAUGCCUCUGCUUUAAAAACCAAAUAAGGCUGUUGGCCAGACCCCUUUAGAACCUCUAAUUUGAUAGGUUCUUGUUGGCCCGAAGCUCUGUUGCUUCAGAGUUGGGGUUCAUUGUUAGUUGUGUUUGGGUUAGGGCCAUCUAUUGUUUUUUAAACCAAUCCUGUGAGCCGUUCUUAGAGCUUCCGGCCCACCCAAAUAAGGCAAUACACUAUACUUUAUGUGCGCUUACACGAAAAAUAAAACGCCUGCGCUACAGGCCAAUGUAUCUGGUGGUUUUAAGGUAUGUUGAAAUGUUUCUACACCACUUUCUGUGUCUGUUCCGUGAAGUAAAAUAAGAAUGUUUUAUUUUUUUUAAUUCUUUUACAGAAAUGACACAACUUAUUCACCCGAACGAAGUUGUUAAAUCAUUAAGGCAAUUUGUGCAAGAAAACCGCCAGCCCCAAAAGUAAGUGUCGUUAUUUUAGGUGGACAAAAUCCUAAUUUUUCCACUUUGAAAAAUACAGAUUCGUAAACGCAUCAUUUUUGUUUUCUUUCAAGGGAGACUAAGCGUCAAAGUAUAAAGCUUGGGACUGAAGUUGGAAGAAUUACAACGUAUGUAUACCUUUAUUCUUGAUUUGGCUAUUAUAAUAAUGAUGGUGAUGAUGAUGAUGAUAAUAAUAAUAAUAAUAAUAAUAAUCUACUAAAAAAUCUAAUAAUAGCAAGGUUAUUUAUUUUAUUUUAUUAUUUUUGCUACGCAAAAUAAUUACAGUAAGUAGCGGGAAAAGCAUAUCAAAUAGAUUAACAGCUGGGAAGUUGACUGUGGCAGAGAAAUCCCCGAGAAGCCAACGAGAUUAUAAGAAAUAGACAGGGCUUCUGAUAAUUCGCGGAAAAAAAAUCAAAUUUCGAGGGAUUUUGGGGGACAAAAUCGCGGAAAAAUGGGCCGAUUUCGCGGGAAUUUCGCGGGAAUUUUCAGGGCAAACUUGGCCGGAAAGCAGUCGGUAAAAAAACGGCGGAUUUUGUGGUUAUUUUCAGGGCAAAUUUCGCAAGAAAUCGAUCGGUUUUGCGCUGAUCAGACCAGCGUUUUUAAUGUUUUUCUAACAGAGAACAUCAUUUGCUCUUUCAACAACAAUACGCUCUAAGAAAUGAACCAAUGGCAAAGCCUUUAACAUCCUGGCUAGUGCCCAGUUUUUCGCAACAUAAUCUACGCCUGGUAGUUUCGGAACGUUGUUUGGACGUUUCAGUGACGAAGUUUUGACAUAAAUUUGCGAGUUUACGGCUAGUAAAUACCCCCAGUAGCUGAGACAAGUUUCAAAAUUGCUGUACAGACAUGUAUUUGAUAAGAUUUCGCGGUAUUUUGGGUGUUUUUGUGCAUUUCGCGGGAUUUCGCGGAUUUACCUGAAUUUCGCGGCUCUGCGACCGUGCGAAACAUCAGAAGCCCUGAAUAGAGAUUUCCCCUCACCGGCAAUUUAAAUCCUGAAGCUUGGUUUGCAUAAUAUUUAGGCGGCAUUUUAGUGUUGCUCUUUUUGUGACAUUUUGAAAUGAGAAAUGAACUUGUUUAAAUUAUUCUUAUUAUCUCAACAGACUUGACGAAAGCUUUUGGCAAAAGAUGUCCUCGGUAAUCGACUUGAAGAAAGAGCGAGUAUGGACAGCUUUGCUAGAUGGGUUUGAGAAAUAUCUGGCUGUGUUAACAGAGAGGGCAUCACUGAUACAAGAAACAGAUGCCCUCAGACAACAGGUAAGGACCGUGGUAUAAUCCAAAAUUUGUCAAAUAAUGCAAAAAUAGCAACGUAAUGGAGGCGUGCGAGCCGAGUGGUUAGGACCUCAAACACCGGAUCUGGAGGGUUCAAGCUUCUCCCGUUGCGUUAUUUCCUUAGACAAGAAACUUUUCUCCACUUUGUUUCUCUUCACCUAUUGUAAGUGUAUAAUUGGGUACCGGCGACAUACUGCUGGGGGGUGACCCUGCGAUGGGCUAUCUUCCCGUUCAGGGGGUAGUAGAAAUACUCCUAGGCAUGCUUUAUGCUAAGGAAGCCGAGAUAGCUCCGGCCGUUUGGGGCUUUGGCUCUUGUGCGCCUUUACCUUACCUUACCUGACAACGUAAUAGCAUAGAACAUACUGCUUAUAUUAAGAAGGGUUCUGUUUGAGUGGUCACACGAAAUGUAAUUCUUUCUACAGACUGGUAAGUUAUAGGAAUUUUGUGCACAAAAUAUUCCUAUAGAGUUAUGAAGCAAAUUUUAUCAGGGAGCACUAACUAUAGUAGUAUUUUGGUGAUGACUUUUUCCAGGUAUAGCCUUAAAAACUUGAAAAAGUUGGCCGAAUUUUUUCAAAUUUCAAUCCAUGUCCAUCCUUACCAUCCGCAAUACAAAACGCGACCAUUAUUUUUGAAAUUCAGUUGACGCGAAAGACUCGUUUUACUGUUUUAGAUAGGAAAUGGCGUGACAUAGCCUAGUUUGCUGCACAGCCGUUUUUAGUAUUGUCACGCAACGCUUCUCCCCCUCCUUUGUGGGGAGGAGCGUUGCGUGACGACACUAAAAACGGCUGUGUAGCAGACUAGACAUAGCCUCGUUAACAAAUGUUUUCCUCUUUGUUACUUCAGAAUGCUGAGCUAAGGAUGUUACUCCAUCAGUAUGUGAACUCUAGGGUAAGCAGUACUAAGCAUUAUCCUAGUAUCGUCUUAGUUUUUAUAGUCAAACCUCUGUACAACAGCCACCUUGGGGACAAAAGAAAGUGGCCGUUGUGGAGAGGUGGACGUUAUGGGGAGGUAGGAGUGUUUUGUGACCAUUUAUGACUUUUUUUGUCAGUCGCUGAAAACACUGGCCGUUGUUAGGAGGUUAUUCUGCCGUUGUAGAGAGGUUUAAACUUAGUAGAGUCAACAAAUAGACUGUCCGCCAGGACAAAAAGAAGUGGAAGUUGAAGAGAGGUGGCCGUUAGCGGAGGUUUGACUGUAAAAAAAUCACAUUUCGGUAAUUUUUGACGUUUACAUGUUUUUAAGGCCUAGCGACUCCACGCGCAAACCUUAGCCAACAUAUUUGUUUCCAAGAAGUUGCUUGUUUCCGUUCUGGGUUCGGUUAUCGCCGUGUUAAAUUCUAAAUUCUAAACCAGAAGAGCUCCUCUGUCCCUAAACUGGCCUUAAUAGUUUAUGUGGGCGUCUUGUCCAAGGCAUAUCCUGAAAAUUCAUUAGACGCCCUCUUUGCAGGAAAAAAUUAGACAGCAAUAUUAGAUCCGGAUAUGAUGAACAUGUUUUUUUACUUGACGCAGUUCUCUCUAAAACAAAAAGCGAUUUUUGUUGAGCAGCAAAUUAACGGCUUUACUUGAGCACCAUUAUCUAAGGCUAAACCAAUCACGCUGUUCUUGAAUCCCACUCCAAAAAUCGGCUCCAAAUUUUACAUGGUUUACCUCUGUUGCGUUUUCUUUGUUUCAAGCAUCAGUCUUACCAAUGGAAAAAUGCUAUGCCACAUUGUAAGAAGUUAAGUCACUAGGAUAGAAGUAACUAGAUUUGUAUUACUACUUUUAGGUAAACCAAGAACUGGAGAUACCUCCAACAAGAAUACUUCAGGCAGAACUCUCAAAGGAACAUGAAUGAAUGAACGCUACAUGACGUGUCGUUUUUCUGUAGAGAUGUAUCAUAUUUAUUAAAUCCGAAAUCGUUGUUUUUUGAGGAUAAGGCUUCUUGUUUCCUCUUUGCUUUUUUCGCAUAUCGCAUUUGUCCUCUGGUACUGAAAUUGCACAACGCAAGCGAGAGUCACUGCAGCCGUGUAAAUUCUUAAACCAACGCGUGCUGGACACGUUUCACCGCUCGAGGAAAUCGAAAGAUUAAAGAACCAAACACUGAAAAGCGACAUUGAUAAAAUCAAUAA
Molecule: messenger RNA, 20348 nt
Organism: Porites lobata
Lineage: Eukaryota; Metazoa; Cnidaria; Anthozoa; Scleractinia; Poritidae
Source: the annotation of a GenBank genome assembly